This is a messenger RNA of Effrenium voratum, 1500 nucleotides long. Lineage: Eukaryota; Dinophyceae; Suessiales; Symbiodiniaceae. The record is from the annotation of a GenBank genome assembly.
AUGGUUAUGGCAAUGCUGUGCUGCAUGGCAGGGCUGCUGACCCUCGUGUUGGCGGUAUUGGUGGUCUGCUUCCUCCUCGACACAACCCUCAGCUGGAAGCACAAGGCCACGUACUACGCCUGCAGACGAAAGGUGCAGCGGGUCCAAGAGGCACUGAUGAAGGGCAAGGAGGAUCUGGCCCUGUGCCCAUGCUGUGUGGAAUGCACCUCGACCACACAAUCUCAAAAGAAAGUGAAGUUCAUUUGCGGCCACGGCUACCACCUGCACUGCGUCAACAGGUGGUUCCACGAGAAUCCAAACUCUGUGGGAUGUCCAGUCUGCGUCGGCCAGCCCGAGGAGCUGCGAGAGCCCAAGGCGCGGAGAGGGCGGGUCUGGCGCGACGGGAGCGGGAAUGUGAUUGCCCGCGAGACGAGGCCCAAACCUUCAUCCUGCACAGCCUUCACAGACGAUACCCCGCUAUCAUUACCAAGGAGUGCAUCCACAGCUGGGAAGGGUGCAAUGCGGAGCUGUGGCUCACAGAGCUCGCUUGCCCUCGGUAUAGCUCCAUUUUCAACAAGCUCUUCAGGCCCUUCAGAAAAUGAUGAUGCCGGCCCACCGGUCAGGUUGAGAAAGCCAGCGUGCUUGUCGGACCGCGUCGGGUCACAUCUCAGUACCACCUUGGCACCUCAUGCCUCAGCUUUUUUAGCUUCAAGCGAGGCACGCAUGCCAACAAUGCGCAAUGCGCUCACUUCGCGCUUGUACUUGGCCGGAUUCUUCGAUGGUCUGGGGGCUGUGCACUCCAGCGCAAAGGGCUGCGCCCUUGAGAUCACAGCGCGAGACAGACAGGUGGAGCGCGCCCACAUUUCAACUCGAGGUGGACAUGAUACUGCGGUGCUCGACCUGUUCCUGCGCCUUUAUGGCGGCUGCCUGAGAAGCACCGAGGGCCCCAAAGGCACCGCAGCGCUGAAGUGGAGCAUCUCCGGCCCAGAGGCGCAGCGAGCUGCCGUGGCACUGCUGGCUGCGGCGCAGGCGAAGCGAGGGCAGCUCUUCUCGGUGGCCUACUGGCCACAGGGCGCACACGGGAUGCAGGGGAUGCACGCGACACGUUGGAUGCAUUGGAUGCGGCCAGCCAUAUCCUGGCCAUACCUGGCCGGACUGCUCGACGCCGUGGGCUAUAUACGCCCCCCUUUGCUUGUGGAGGUCCCCGGCAGUGCAGAAGUCCUCGAGUUGCUGCACGACUUUCUGUCGUCCGCUUCGUACGCCUCCAGUCUGCGGCGCUUCCGCCGCAGUCGGCUCCUCGUGGAUGGCGCGGUGCUCCGUGAGCUGCCGCGUUUCCGGCCGACUUCGGACGCUAAGUCCUUCGACUUCGAUUCGAUGCGCAACGAGGCCACGGGCGCAGUGCACGUUCUGCCGAGGGAGCGCAGCUUCCAGCGGCUCCAGGACUUCUGGGCGCGCCAAGAAGAGACGCAGCGGAUCCGGGGGCUCCUGGAGCUAGGACUGCACGACACCGACUCGGAUUGA